This is a messenger RNA of Peronospora farinosa, 771 nucleotides long. NCBI's taxonomy places the organism in Eukaryota, Oomycota, Peronosporomycetes, Peronosporales, Peronosporaceae. The record is from the annotation of a GenBank genome assembly.
AUGACUACCAAGUACUCAAUCUACUCGCAUCAAUUUUUCAACGUGGGGACCCGGGAAAGUUUGGGUCUGCGAAGGUCACGUGCGACUUUCGCGAAUUCACCGUCAAUACGUCGCGACUCCGAACACUUGCAAGUUCGAGCUGAGACUUUCUGCUGUGCCCCAUCGACAUCAACAUUGCGCCAGUCACGCGACUCACUUCGGUCAUUGAGUAGUACGGACUCCACUGUGUCGUCGCCACUGCCACAAGAUAUUCAUAUCCAGGGCUGGAUGUACUGGGCUCGUCGAGACAACUUGUCCGAAGCAGAGCGAUACACAAAAGUAUACGCAGUGCUACGCAACGAGUUUUUGCUGCUUUAUCGUAACGAUAAACGUCAGUCCAAGGAGAUGCGACCGCAGCCAUUGGUGCAAAUUGCAGUUGCGAGCUCGUGGCGCAGCGUAGAGGGCGUCCUGCAUGUCGACGACCCGUACGGAGAAGAAAUGGAGCUGCAUUUGUAUGAGCGACAAGACUUUGACAUUUGUCGACGGUGGGUUGACGCUCUCGAAAAGGCUGCAGAAUUGACGCACUCGCACUUUUCCAACUUUGGCGUCAAGGUGAACGACUUAUCCCGUAACAGCGUGUAUCGAGGCACCCUCCAUGACUUCCGGUUGGAUCGAGAAAGCUCGAUACGGAAAUCUGUCACGCAGAUCAAACAAUUAAAAAGCUGGAACACUUUUUGGAAGUUCAUACCUGAGCACAUAUCAAAAUAUUCCCGAUCGCAGUCGACGAUCUGA